Molecule: messenger RNA, 623 nt
Organism: Dentiscutata erythropus
Lineage: Eukaryota; Fungi; Glomeromycota; Glomeromycetes; Diversisporales; Gigasporaceae
Source: the annotation of a GenBank genome assembly
GUGGUGAUGGACCAAAAAGAAUCGAUUUAGAACAAAUGAGAGAAAAAAAUUUGCUUCAUGAUCGUGUUGAAUUUCUUGGUCCAGUUAUGCAUCACGAAGUACAUAAUGGGCACAUUUUUUUGAAUACCAGCUUAACAGAAGCAUUUUGUAUUGGUAUGGUUGAAGCAGCUUGUUGUGGGUUACUUGUUGUGAGUACAAAAGUUGGUGGUGUACCAGAAGUUCUUCCUAGACAUAUGAUUAUUUUUUCUAAGCCUGAAGAAGAAGUUUUUAUAACUAUUUCUUCUGGUAUUACAACAGAUCUUGUUAAUGCAGUGUCAAAAGCUAUCAAAAUGAUUAGACUUAAAGAGGUCGUACCAACCAAAUUUCAUGAUGAAAUUAAAGAAAUGUAUAGCUGGUGUAAUGUCGCUGAACGAACAGAAAAGGUUUAUGACAAAAUAUGGAAAUUGAAAACACCACCUUUGAUGGAAAGAUUAAGAAGAUAUUAUGGAUGUGGUAUAUGGGCUGGAAAAAUAUUCUGUGUAGUGAUGGCUGUUGAUUAUUUAUUUUGGAGAUUUUUAGAGUGGUUGUUCCCUGCCGAUGAAAUUGAUAUUGCACCCGCAUUUCCAUAUCAAAAAUAUAGAAAG